GUAUCCCUUGUAAUGAUGCCUUACAAAACUAUUUUGACCAUGACGAAAUGGUUUCACCAAUGGUUUCAUCUGAUGAAGCUUUGACGAGUGACAAAACUAUAGACAUUCAUCAGAUGAAACCAUUGGUGAAACCAUUUCGUCAUGGUCAAAAUAGUUUUGUAAGGCAUCAUUACAAGGGAUACCUUGAAGUAGAAAAGGAUGAAAAUGAUACAAGAUAUCAAAGAAAUAAAGAGAAUAGAGGGAGAAGUAUUCUAAAGGAAAAGAGAAAGCAAUACUAUGAUGAAGAAAGUAGAGGCCCAGAAGGUUCAAAGAAAAGAGAUUCGAAUCAAGAAGGACCUAAA
Messenger RNA from Scutellospora calospora, 341 nucleotides. Lineage: Eukaryota; Fungi; Glomeromycota; Glomeromycetes; Diversisporales; Gigasporaceae. The record is from the annotation of a GenBank genome assembly.